UAUAUCAUACAUUGACAACUAGCGAAAAUUAAAGCUCCAUCCGAGCGAGUGAUCAGUUUCUACUCCUAACAUGCAAAGUUUUGAUGAUUAUUGUUGGGUCCAAAACUACCACGAAACCAUCAACACCUGCAUACCCCAAUUACCCUUUGAUUCCCCUAACAUGCCCACCGCUGCAGCUGGUGACGCCAUCUCUAGCCCCAGAAUUUCUUCCUUCUCCACCAAUGCCUGCACUGCUUCAUUCCCUCCUAAAUCCACCCUCGGAAAAUCCAUCAGAAGGCGGUCCCGAGCUUCAAAGAAAGCGCCGACCACUCUCCUCAAAGCCAACGCCAACAAUUUUCGGGCCCUUGUUCAACAGUUUACGGGCUGCCACAGUGCACCUCCUGCAUUCUCCAGUCAUUGUAAGGGCCCCAUCAAUUUGAAUUUCGCGCAGUACAGUGCUUCCAACCCUGAGAAAUAUUCGUAUGAUCAGGCUCAGCGUCAAGAGUUCCGGCAGCAAGAAGAUCAAAGUUUCUUCUCAUUUGGCGCCCACAGUAUUGCUGCCGCUGCUGCUGUUUCCACUACAACCACCACUACUGCCGAUGACCACGAAUUCUUUGUUUCAUCAACAGUCAAUUAUUACAACCCUAGACGGGAUCCGCUGACUUUAGAUGAUUUUGACAUAGACAAGAUUUCGUUGCAAGAGCUGUCCGGAGUAGCAGCUGGAGAAUAUUGUUCAGGAUCAAGGAACGACGAGUUUUGGAGAUACUAAGAUUAAGGUGCUAGUAGCUAGAUUACGAGCAGGUGAGAUAUCAUCAAGU
Sesamum indicum (sesame) is the source of this 797-nucleotide messenger RNA. The record is from RefSeq and is a predicted model, not a curated record. NCBI's taxonomy places the organism in Eukaryota, Viridiplantae, Streptophyta, Magnoliopsida, Lamiales, Pedaliaceae.